Molecule: messenger RNA, 903 nt
Organism: Vigna angularis (adzuki bean)
Lineage: Eukaryota; Viridiplantae; Streptophyta; Magnoliopsida; Fabales; Fabaceae
Exons: 2
Coding region: 1-903 (300 amino acids)
Molecular function (GO): zinc ion binding; nucleic acid binding
Source: RefSeq, a predicted model, not a curated record
AUGGCGGAUAUCCCUGCUGCAAGUUUCCCUGUUCUCACAAGUAAUAAUUGGAAUAGGUGGAAUGUACAGAUGAAAGUCUUGUUUCGUUAUCAAGACGUUAGUGCUGUUGUGGAAGAAAGGGGGUAUGAGGCUGAACAUGGUGGUGACACGGAGAGCACAAGGCAGAGUUCAAGAAGUGACAAAGCCUUGUUCGUCAUCCACCAAUGUGUAGAUGAUAUUCACUUUGAGAAAAUACAAAGUGCGACUACGGCGAGAGAAGCUUGGACAAUUUUGGUGCGCUGUCAUGUUAGAGGGGAGAAAAUAAAGAAAGUUAGACUUCAAACGUUACGGAGACAGUAUGAGCUUCUUCACAUGGAGGAAAAUGAUAAGGAAAAGGUAAGUGGAAGAAAGAAAGGAAGCAGUGCAGAUACAAAUGAACCAGAUGAAAAAUCUGAUUCAACUGAGAAGAAACACGUCAAGAAGAGCUCAAAGAAAAAAGAUAAAAGAAACAUCGAGUGUUUUAAUUGUCAUAAAUUAGGACAUUUUGCAUCAGAGUGCUUCUCAGGAAAAGGGAAGCAGAAGAAGUUUCAAAGCAAGGAGAAAGAGGCUCACAUUGCAGCACAAGAAGAAUCAGUUACAGAACCGCUUACCUUAAUGGUUAUGAGAACUACUGAAUACAUGAAACCACUGAACAAGAACUGGUAUCUUGAUUUAGGUUGCUCAAAUCACAUGACGUGCAAUAGAGGGUGGCUGGUGAAUUUCGAUGGCACAAAGAAGAGCAAAGUAGUAAGGGAGAGUCCAGUAGAGUUGAAAAUGGACAAUACUUCUGCCAUUAAUCUAGCCAGAAAUCCUAUUAGUCAUGGGAAGAGUAAACACAUUGAAGUGAAAUACCACUUCUUAAGGGAUAUGGUGAAUAAAGGGUAA